Molecule: messenger RNA, 6161 nt
Organism: Dioscorea cayenensis subsp. rotundata (Guinea yam)
Lineage: Eukaryota; Viridiplantae; Streptophyta; Magnoliopsida; Dioscoreales; Dioscoreaceae
Product: callose synthase 3-like
Exons: 42
Coding region: 168-6026 (1952 amino acids)
Biological process (GO): (1->3)-beta-D-glucan biosynthetic process
Cellular component (GO): 1,3-beta-D-glucan synthase complex; plasma membrane
Molecular function (GO): 1,3-beta-D-glucan synthase activity
Source: RefSeq, a predicted model, not a curated record
CCACUUUCCAAUGGUUGUUUGCUUGAGCUUGCGGCACUCCCAUGGCGAGCUCUCACUCCCUCCCCUGAACCCUAACCAUCUUCUUCGCCAAGAAACCCUAGAAAUUUCCUUGAUCUGAAGGGUUCUGAUGCUGCUGGUGGUGCUCACGGAUCACGCGGCUGCAGAAGAUGUCGUUUCCUCCUCCCUCUUCUUCUGCUUCUUCUCCACCGCCGCCGAGGCCGUUGCUUCGAGCUGAGACAGCUGGGAACCUUGGCGAGAACGUCUUCGAAAGCGAGGUCGUGCCAUCGUCCCUUGUUCAGAUCGCCCCCAUUCUCCGCGUUGCCAAUGAGGUCGAGCCCAGAAACCCUCGUGUCGCUUAUCUCUGCCGGUUUUAUGCUUUUGAGAAGGCUCAUAGACUUGAUCCGACUUCAAGUGGGCGUGGUGUUCGCCAGUUUAAGACAGCACUUAUGCAACGACUAGAAAGGGAGAAUGAUCCAACUAUGAGGGGAAGGGUUAAAGAUAGUGAUGCAAAGGAAAUGCAGAGCUUCUACCAGCAUUAUUACAAAAAGUAUGUCCAAGCUCUGCAAAAUGCGGCUAGUAAGGCUGAUCGUGCUCAACUCACCAAAGUGUAUCAAACUGCUUCUGUCUUGUUUGAGGUGUUGAAGGCUGUCAACAUGACUCAAUCUCUUGAAGUUGAUCAUGAGGUAUUGGAAGCUCAUACCAAAGUUGAAGAGAAGACAAAAGUAUAUGUGCCUUAUAACAUUCUUCCUCUUGAUCCUGAUAGUUCAAAUCAGGCUAUUAUGCAAUAUCCUGAGAUUCAAGCUGCUGUUAAUGCUCUUCGAAAUACCAGAGGCCUACCAUGGCCAAAGGAUCAUAAGAUGAAGGAUACUGAAGACCUGCUUGACUGGCUGCAGUUUAUGUUUGGUUUCCAGAAGGAUAAUGUGUCGAAUCAAAGGGAACACUUGAUUCUGUUACUGUCUAAUGUUCACAUACGGACAUUCCCAAAGGCUGACCAACAGCUUAAGUUGGAUGAACGUGCACUAGAUGAGGUCAUGGAGAAACUCUUCAAGAACUACAAGAAGUGGUGUGAAUAUUUGGGACGCAAAAGUAGCCUCUGGCUACCAACCAUCCAGCAGGAAGUGGAACAGCGGAAGCUCCUGUACAUGGGUCUCUACCUUCUUAUAUGGGGUGAAGCUGCAAACCUGCGAUUUUUGCCAGAAUGCCUCUGUUAUAUAUAUCAUCAUAUGGCAUUUGAACUUUAUGGAAUGCUAGCAGUGGCAGGUAAUGCAAAUCCUAUGCCUAGUGACAACAUAAAACCAGCGUAUGGUGGCGAGGAAGAAGCUUUCUUAAAAAAAGUUGUCACCCCUAUUUACCAGAUAAUAGCAAAGGAAGCUGAAAUUAGCAAGCGUGAGAAGUCAAAACAUUCUCAGUGGAGAAACUAUGACGAUUUGAAUGAAUAUUUUUGGUCAGUGGAUUGUUUCCACUUAGGUUGGCCUAUGCGAGGUGAUGCUGAUUUCUUUUGUCAACCUCGAGGUUCAUUUAUUGAGACAAAUGGAGAGAAGAAACCAGCAAGUGGAGACCGAUGGAUUGGGAAGAUUAAUUUUGUUGAAAUACGGUCAUUUUGGCACAUUUUUCGUAGUUUUGGUCGGAUGUGGAUCUUUUUUAUCUUAUCCCUACAGGCUAUGAUUAUUCUUGCUUGGAAUGGUGGUUCACCAAGUGAUAUCUUUGAUGCUGGAGUAUUUAAGAAGAUCCUGAGCAUUUUUAUAACCGCUGCUUUUCUGAAACUUGGACAAGCUGUUCUUGACAUGAUUCUUAGCUGGAAAGCAAGGACAAGUAUGUCUUCUGCUGUAAGGCUGAGAUAUAUUUUGAAGGUAUUUUCAGCUGCUGUAUGGGUGAUAAUAUUACCAAUAACGUAUGCCUAUACUUGGGAAAAUCCUACUGGACUAGCAAGAUCAAUUAAAAGCUGGGUUGGAAAUGGUCAGAGCCAACCUUCAUUGUAUAUUGUAGCUGUGAUUGUGUACCUAUCACCAAAUGUGCUUUCUAUCCUGUUGUUCGUCUUUCCAUUCCUAAGACAGUUCCUGGAAAGUUUGGACUAUAAGAUUGUAAUGCUCAUGAUGUGGUGGUCUCAGCCUCGUCUAUAUUUAGGAAGGGGAAUGCGUGAAAGCUCCAUCUCAAUUUUCAAGUACUCAUUGUUCUGGUUACUUCUCAUAGCUACAAAGUUGGCCUUUAGUUAUUAUAUUGAGAUCAAGCCUCUUGUAGGCCCAACAAAAGAUAUCAUGAGAGACCUUAUAAGAACUUUUCAAUGGCAUGAGUUCUUCCCCCAUGCUAAGAGCAACAUUGGUGUUGUAAUUGCACUCUGGGCCCCGAUAGUUCUCGUUUACUUCAUGGAUGUCCAAAUCUGGUUUGCUAUUUUUUCCACAUUACUUGGUGGAAUAUAUGGAGCAUAUCGUCGACUUGGAGAGAUUCGCACAUUAGGAAUGUUAAGAUCCCGGUUUCAGUCUAUGCCCGGUGCUUUUAAUGCGCGUCUUAUACCAGUGGAAAAAGCGGGGGAGACAAAAAAGAAGGGGCUAAAGGCUUCUCUCUCCCAAAGAUUUGCUAGGAUACCACCUAGCACAGAGGAGAAGGAGGCAGCAAAGUUCGCACAAAUGUGGAACCAAAUAAUCAGUAGUUUCAGGGAAGAAGAUCUAAUAAGUGACAGGGAAAUGGAUUUGCUACUUCUUCCUUAUUGGGCAGAUCGAGAGCUAAAUCUUAUCCAAUGGCCUCCUUUCUUACUUGCUAGCAAGAUCCCAAUUGCGUUGGACAUGGCCAAAGAUAGUAAUAGAAAAGAUCGUGAGCUGAAUAAGAGACUUGAGGCAGAUCAGUAUAUGUUUUCUGCUGUUCGUGAGUGCUAUGCCUCUUUUAAGAACAUUAUCAUAUACUUGGUUGAUGGUCCCCGUGAGAAAGAGGUAAUCAACAGCAUUUUUUCCAAGAUUGAUGAUCAUAUAGAAAAGGGUGCUGUCUUAAAAAAUUUGCAUAUGGCUGCUCUCCCUACUCUAUAUGGACAAUUUGUAAAAUUGAUCGAGUAUUUGAUGGCUAAUAAAGCAGAAGAAAGAGGUGAUGUUGUCAUUCUUUUCCAAGACAUGUUAGAAGUUGUGACAAAGGAUAUAAUGGAUGAAGAAUUUCCUGGUCUUCUAGAUUCUAGCCAUGGAGGUUCAUAUGGGAGGCAUGAAGGCAUGGCAAGUACUGAUCCAGAGUUUCAAUUGUUUUUAUCACCUGGAGCAAUCAAGUUUCCCAGACCAGAAUCUGAUGCUUGGACAGAGAAGUUUAAAAGACUUUAUAUGUUGCUUUCCGUUACGGAAUCUGCAAUGGACGUGCCAUCUAACCUUGAAGCCAGAAGGCGAAUUUCUUUCUUCACUAACUCUCUUUUUAUGAAUAUGCCUAAUGCACCCAAAGUUCAUGACAUGCUCUCGUUCUCUGUUCUGACACCCUACCGCAACGAGGAGGUUCUGUUCUCACUACAUGACCUUGAAGAGCAAAAUGAAGAUGGAGUCUCCAUCCUUUAUUAUUUGCAGAAGAUAUAUCCAGAUGAAUGGAAAAAUUUCGUUCAACGCACCAAUUGUAAAUAUGAUCAAGAACAUCAGAUGAGUGAAGAACAGGUGGAAGAGCUUCGUCUGUGGGCAUCAUACAGAGGCCAGACUUUGACCCGGACUGUUAGAGGGAUGAUGUACUACCGGAAAGCUUUGGAACUUCAAUCUUUUCUUGACAUAGCCUCAGAUGAAGAUCUCAUGCAUGGUUACAAAGCUGUAGAAUUAUCAUCCGAUGAACAAUCAUUAACAGGGAAAUCUCUGUGGGCACAGUGCCAAGCAGUUGCUGAUAUGAAAUUCACAUAUGUUGUGUCUUGUCAGCAAUAUGGAAUCCAAAAACGAUCUGGCGAUUCUCGUGCUCAGGAUAUUUUGAGGCUCAUGGCAACGUAUCCAUCGCUACGAGUAGCUUAUAUUGAUGAAGUGGAAGAAACCCAUGGUGGAAAAAUGGAAAAGGUUUAUUACUCUGCAUUGGUGAAAGCUGCUGGAGCUAGGCCUGAAAAUCCAGCUGAGCCAACCCCAAAUCUUGAUCAGGUUAUCUACCGUAUAAAGCUUCCUGGCCCUGCUAUAUUGGGUGAAGGGAAACCAGAAAAUCAGAAUCAUGCCAUUAUUUUUACUCGUGGUGAAGGUUUACAAACUAUAGAUAUGAACCAGGAUAACUAUAUGGAGGAGGCCCUGAAAAUGAGGAAUUUACUGGAAGAGUUUUUGCGAAAACAUGAUGGUGUGAGACAUCCUUCAAUUCUUGGUGUUCGAGAACAUAUUUUCACUGGAAGUGUUUCAUCUCUUGCAUGGUUUAUGUCGAAUCAGGAGACAAGCUUUGUGACAAUUGGACAACGUCUGCUUGCGAACCCAUUAAGGGUUCGAUUUCAUUAUGGUCAUCCAGAUGUGUUUGAUAGGCUAUUCCACAUCACCAGGGGUGGUGUGAGUAAAGCAUCAAAGGUUAUUAAUUUGAGCAAGGAUAUAUUUGCUGGUUUCAAUUCCACGCUUCGUGAAGGAAGUGUCACUCAUCAUGAAUACAUGCAAGUUGGCAAAGGAAGAGAUGUGGGUCUAAACCAGAUCUCUUUAUUUGAGGCAAAGAUGGCAAAUGGGAAUGGUGAGCAAACAUUGAGCCGUGAUAUAUUCAGACUUGGCCACCGCUUCGAUUUCUUCAGAAUGUUGUCAUGUUAUUUUACCACUGUUGGUUUCUACUUCAGUACUUUGAUGGCUGUUCUCACUGUUUAUGUAUUUCUGUAUGGGCGUCUAUAUCUUGUUCUUAGUGGACUUGAAGAGGGCCUAGCAACUGGUAGAAGAUUCAGUCAUAAUCAGUCUCUCCAGGUGGCACUUGCUUCACAAGCUUUUGUGCAAUUGGGUUUUCUGAUAGUCCUACCUAUGAUGAUGGAAAUUGGACUGGAAAAGGGAUUCUUCACUGCAGUUAGUGAAUUUCUGUUGAUGCAGUUGCAAUUAGCUUCUGUGUUCUUUACCUUUUCUCUCGGAACAAAGGCACACUAUUAUGGAAGGACAUUGCUCCAUGGAGGUGUUGAAUAUAGAAGUGCAGGUCGUGGAUUUGUGGUGUUCCAUGCUAAGUUUGCUGACAACUACAGAUUGUACUCUCGAAGCCAUUUUGUGAAGGCUAUUGAAUUGUUGAUUUUGCUUGUCCUUUAUGAAAUAUUUGGUCAAUCAUAUAGAUCAUCAGUUGGGUAUAUCUUCAUCACUAUUUCUAUGUGGUUUUUGGUGGGUUCAUGGCUUUUUGCCCCCUUCCUAUUUAAUCCUUCGGGGUUUGAGUGGCAAAAGAUUGUUGAUGACUGGAAUGAUUGGAACAAGUGGGUCAGCAACCGUGGGGGCAUUGGUGUGUCUGCCGAGAAAAGUUGGGAAUCAUGGUGGGAUAAGCAGCAAGAACAUCUCAAGUAUUCAGGGAAGCGGGGAAUCAUUGUUGAGAUAGCAUUGGGAUUACGCUUCUUCAUCUACCAAUAUGGCCUUGUAUACCACUUGAAUAUAACAAGAAAAACCAGAAGCCUUAUGGUCUAUGGGAUUUCCUGGCUUGUGAUUGUGGCUGUACUACUUGUUAUGAAAACGGUAUCUGUCGGGAGGCGAAGGUUUAGUGCCAAUUUUCAGCUUGUUUUCCGCCUGAUCAAGUUUCUCAUCUUUGUUACAUUUGUGUCCAUUCUGAUCACUUUGAUAGCGCUCCCUCAUAUGACUGCACAAGACAUCAUUGUAUGUUUACUUGCUUUUAUGCCUACUGGAUGGGGUUUGCUUCUGAUUGCACAAGCUUGUAGGCCUGUGAUGCGCAAGUUUGGCUUGUGGGGAUCCGUCCGGGCACUUGCCCGAGGGUAUGAGAUCAUGAUGGGCCUGCUGUUGUUCACACCAAUUGCCUUUUUCGCGUGGUUCCCUUUUGUUUCCGAAUUCCAAACAAGAAUGCUAUUCAAUCAGGCCUUCAGCAGGGGUUUGCAAAUUUCUCGUAUUCUUGGUGGGCAAAAGAAGGAUCGUUCAUCGCGCAACAGCAAGGAUUGAGAUCUCUCUCUGGAUGUUGUAUUUUUAUUGUUGUUAGCCUGUUUCUCUUUUGUAUUGCUAAUGUACAGUGAUAUUGUAAUGAUAUUUAUGUAAGAAAAUAUUUUUUUAGUGAAUGAAUUGAGAGACCAUUAACAA